AUGGCUGACACCGAAGUGGACGCUGUCACUAUGCUCACCCAAAUCAUCGCACUGCAAGACAGCACCUACUCCACUUCGGCAGUCCCCAGAGACGUCCCACCUCGUCAGAAACCGUCCUACGGAAUCGCCAUCCACCAGCUCGACGAUCUCAAGACCAAGAACAUCUUCAACCUCGACGAUCUCGAGACACUUCAGAUCGAGAUCGACAGACACCUCGCUGAAUGCAACGAUCAUCAUUUCCAGAUCACCCAGUACAGAUUGGCCUUUGGCGCCGGCAACUCUCCAAUCUUCACCUGUCCCGACGGUAGUCUCAAUCACGACAACUCAGUCAAACUCGACUUGGCCACCAGAGUGCUGAAGUUCGACACCAACAGAGCUAAAUCGCUUACCACUUUCUACUCUGCACAGAAGGAGUUCUUCACGUUGAUUGAAAAGUUCAAAGAGGUGGAGAUGGAGAUUCAGGAGCUGUUGCGUGAUCUCAUCGAGCAUGGUAUCACUUCCCAGAACUUUCGCGACGAGAUGCAGGAAUCAGAGGCCAGAAUGGUUAUCAUCGAAGAGUCACGAGUCAGAAGAAUGGAAGGCUGUCUCGAGUGGUUGAUUAGCGUUCACCCGCUCCUAUCUGCCAUUGCACCUACCGUCUCGUCUUCAUCAAACUUUGUCAAGAUCCUUCUUCAUUCGUUAGCCGUCUUUCACACGACACAACCUACGUGUGCGAACUACUUACUUGCUUCUCAACAGCUCUACCGCUCCUUUACAACCUCUGCAGCUCUGCCACUCCUCUACAAAGUCUUCAGCAUCACACCUCCGAGAGUUACCAUGGAUAUACCAGCCAUACAAGACAAUACUGCAGCCGCGAAGACUGUAAUCCCUCAAGUCAAAAACGAUGAACAAUCGAGCCCAGAGAUGAGCCAAACUUUUCUGGCGCGUUUCAAGAAUCCUGAGGUGCAGAACAAAACCCGUGAACAACUGGAAGCUCUGGUACAACGCUACCAAAGAAUGGAAGACGAACGCCUUCGGAUGGUCGCUGAGGCAAGAACUCUUGUCGCGAGGCGAGAUGUACUCCACACGAGCAUCAUGUUGAUGCAGAUGUUCCACGCUCUGGAUGUGGCAGGACUUCCGAAGACUGAUGUUCUCACGGACCUGUCGGCUGAACAACUCCAUCGACUCAAUGAAGUACUUAGAGACGACGGUGAUUUGGGCAGGAUGACUUGGGAGCUCUACCAGAUACAUAAGAGGAUGCGUGCAUGCUACGAUUUCGCGGAGGAGCUCAUGAGUUUUCGGGAGGAGCACUUUCACCUACGAAAAGAGCAAGAGGAUACAUGGAACAAGAUGACGAAUGCGAUCGUAGCUGGACCACUCCUCAGGAAGUUCAGGAUGGAAGAUACCGGUGAUCUGGCUGGCCGUGGCGACACCACUUCAGAGAACUCAAGAUUUCCACGUGGUGAUCUCAUCCAAGACAAGGCCAAAGACAUGGUGGCAUCGAAUCUGGUCACACGCAUCAAGGACUACAAACUCACCGGACUCGCACUCGCUAUGGAGAAUGACAGAAAGGCCGGUGAAGCAACUUGGGCGCUAUAUCAGAUACAAAAGAAGUUGUACAACUACUGCAAUGCCUGCGAAGAUCUCGUUACUAUUCUCAAAGAGCAUUUCGUGUGCAAGGAUGAGGAUGAAGUUCAAGACCGGAUCGAAAGGCUCGAAUUCGUCAAGAUCCGCCGCUAUCUCACCAGAGCAUUGAGCCGUAGAGUGGUCGAGUCACACAACCGCCUCAUUGCGAUAUGGGACGAAUUCUCUUGA
Messenger RNA from Aureobasidium namibiae CBS 147.97, 1794 nucleotides. RefSeq lists its product as uncharacterized. The transcript has 5 exons. Lineage: Eukaryota; Fungi; Ascomycota; Dothideomycetes; Dothideales; Saccotheciaceae. The record is from RefSeq and is a predicted model, not a curated record. The coding region runs from base 1 to 1794 and encodes 597 amino acids.